UUUUUAUUGGAGCUGCUUUACUUUGUAAAAAACAUUUAAAAAUAUUUUUAUUUUAUUUGUUUGGACAGAAAAAUGACYUCAUCUGUAAAAUAAUCUUCUCUCCGUCCCAGAUGUCUGACUCCAGGGUGUCCUCUGUCAUCCAGGAGUGGGGGUCCUCGUACCCGGGUCAGGCCCACGGUCAGGUUCUGGGCUCGUCCAAUCAGGCGGCGCCGGCGGCUCCCAUGUCUCCGCUGGACAUGAUGUCCUACAGUCCCUGUCAGGACCGGCAGCAGAUGAUGGGCCUGCCGUACCUGUCCUACACCACGUCCUGCCUCAGCAACACGUCCAGCUCCGGGGGACAGAACCAUCAUCAGACCACCUCUCAGCAGGACUUCUCCCCCUUCCUGCUGCCGUCCCUGCGGGCCCCGGUGGCCAAGAGGACCAUCAGCAAGGACAGCGCCGAGUACCGUCUGAGGCGGGAGAGGAACAACAUCGCCGUGAGGAAGAGCCGGGACAAGGCCCGGCGCCGGGUCCUGCUGACCCAGCAGAGGGCCCUGCAGCUGCAGGAGGAGAACCAGAAGCUGCAGGUCAAGGUGGGACAGCUGAGCCAGGAGCUGGACACCCUGAGACACAUCCUGUCCCAGAGACACCUGCCGGGCUCCGACGAGCCGGGCCUCUGAGGUCCACCGGGACCAGGACUCCGGGGCUCGUUAGGCUCUGGGAUUGAGGAAGCAGAACCGGACUUGGUGUUAGUUGUUGCAACAGAUGUUUAAAAAAAAAGCAGAAGCAAGCGGUGGUUUUCUGAAGAGACAGAUUUGAUUAAGCUCCGCCCCCUGAGAGGCGAGAAGGUGUCUGUUAGCAAAAUAUCUCAGGAGCUGCUGAGCCGAGUUUCAAGAUGGCCGCCGCUAAUUAAUACGGGUACUCAGCUAAAAUUCAGCUUGGUAGU
Molecule: messenger RNA, 925 nt
Organism: Austrofundulus limnaeus
Lineage: Eukaryota; Metazoa; Chordata; Actinopteri; Cyprinodontiformes; Rivulidae
Gene: cebp1
Product: CCAAT/enhancer binding protein (C/EBP) 1
Exons: 2
Coding region: 111-659 (182 amino acids)
Biological process (GO): myeloid cell differentiation; regulation of transcription by RNA polymerase II; DNA-templated transcription
Molecular function (GO): DNA-binding transcription factor activity, RNA polymerase II-specific; RNA polymerase II cis-regulatory region sequence-specific DNA binding
Source: RefSeq, a predicted model, not a curated record